GACGUCAUAUGUCUCAGAAAAAGGAGUGCCAGACGGGACAGUAAAUAUACAGGGGAUUUCCCAUUUUAAAUGCUCGAUAAGGCAAAAUGAAAUGGAUUACAAGCAUGUUGUUUACCCUGGCGUUUACGAUCCAUCCAAGUGAAACAAAAAGAGAUGUAUUCUGCAAACCUAGAAAACAUGAGCAGUACAUAGAGCAGUUUAAGGGAUGUAAAAAGUGUGACAGGUGUCCAGCUGGGUGGGGAUACGGAUUAGAUGGGAGUCAGAAUGAAGUGGAAAUGGAUCCUGUACAUGGUGCGACAUCUUGUCAGAAAUGUAUCAAAUGUGUUAACGGGGUGACAUUUAGUAAAUAUAUCAAUCAUCGACCCUGCAGACUGUGUAAAAACUGCACAGCAAUUGGAAAAGUAGAAGUCAGACCCUGCACUUUGAUAGUAAAUGCUAAAUGUGGAGAGAUUCCUCCACCCUCCAAAAGCAACCUGUAUUCACGAGAUGAGAAGGCAUAUACCAGACAGAAGGAACAAAAGGAGCGCGAUCCCUACCAGUCUACUGCUACCAAAGAUUUGGUAAAUUUCAGAAGUGUUUUUCUCUGGACUACGAUUGUUCUUACUCUCAUUGUGGGCCUUUUUGUUAUGAUGCUUUAUGUAAUGAGGAGAAAUGCAAGAAAGAGAAUCAGAGCCGUUAACAAGCUAGAAGAAGUGACACCAAAAACUAAUGGGGGUGAAGACAACGAAAUAACGAUAGAAACAACGACUUUGAUGACUGAGGACAACAGGGAACAACAUUCUGAAGAGCUUAGAAACUUUAUAAGACAAGUGUCAAAGACUGACUCUGUUCCGUAUCUGGAAUCCAAUUUUACCUACGAACUGGAUACAAUUCCAUCUGUUGAGAAGGACAUGGAAUGCGAUGGAAAUAGACUACACUCUUUCAAACCUGCAGAUUCUCAUCUUCAACAUCUUCAAGCUUAUCUUCAAUACACAUACUGCAAUUUCUAUGUUUCAGAGUCAGAGUUGAAGAGUGAGAUGUUGACAGAUGCCCAGUUACAAGAUCUUUGUCCAGAAUUGGCCGCAAGCAACAACUAUCGUAGGGUCGGACGCAUGCUUGGUGUACGAGACAACGACAUUGAAAUUAUCAAUGAGCAGAAUCGAGGAGAUCCCAAGGAAUCUGCCUUCCAAACAUUAAAGAAAUGGAGAGAACUGAAAGGUAAACAAGCAACAAAACAGCGACUCAGGGAAGCACUGUGCUCUACUGAUCGUCAGGACCUUGCAGACAGAAUCAAGUAAAUAGACUUGCAUGGAAAAGAUUAUCUUACAAGUGAAAGGUGUUAAUCUUGAAUUAGAGAGCUGAUCAUACGACUCCAGUAUAUCACUGAGUCCUCCUUGAUAGAGGUUGCAGCUUAACAAAUGCCUGAGCUCCGGUAUGCUGCAAUACUAACAUUGUACGUGUUAUCUGUCCAUAGUGAAUUGGUGAGCGAAUAGAUCAUAAAAUGCAGUAUGAAAAACGCAAACAAACGAUUUGCCAAACAUUGUUACUAUUUGAUCUCUUGCUCAUCGGUCGCACGAACUCAUUUGAGGACUUUAAGGUUGAAAAAAUUGCAACAAGAAAGCAAUGAGUGCAGUACCUUGUUGUUCUGAAAAAUAAAGUUUGGAAAAAUA
This is a messenger RNA of Saccostrea echinata, 1649 nucleotides long. RefSeq lists its product as uncharacterized. The coding region runs from base 87 to 1277 and encodes 396 amino acids. Gene Ontology annotation, biological process: signal transduction. The record is from RefSeq and is a predicted model, not a curated record. Lineage: Eukaryota; Metazoa; Mollusca; Bivalvia; Ostreida; Ostreidae. The transcript has 8 exons. Gene Ontology annotation, molecular function: protein binding.